Molecule: messenger RNA, 1067 nt
Organism: Neolamprologus brichardi
Lineage: Eukaryota; Metazoa; Chordata; Actinopteri; Cichliformes; Cichlidae
Gene: cacng3a
Product: calcium voltage-gated channel auxiliary subunit gamma 3a
Biological process (GO): postsynaptic neurotransmitter receptor diffusion trapping; neurotransmitter receptor transport, postsynaptic endosome to lysosome; regulation of AMPA receptor activity
Cellular component (GO): postsynaptic density membrane; AMPA glutamate receptor complex
Molecular function (GO): voltage-gated calcium channel activity; channel regulator activity
Source: RefSeq, a predicted model, not a curated record
AUGAGGGUGUUUAACCGGGGUGUGAUGAUGCUUCUGACCACAGCAGGGGCUUUCUGUGCCUUCAGCCUCAUGACCAUCGCCGUGGGAACGGACUAUUGGCUGUACUCCCGAGGGGUGUGCCGCUCUAAGACGCUGAGCGACAACGAGACGGUCCGCAAGAACGAAGAGGUCCUGACCCACUCCGGUCUGUGGAGGACCUGCUGCACGGAGGGGACAUUUCGGGGUGUUUGCAAGGACAUUGAUCACUUUCCUGACGAUGCAGACUACGAGCAGGACGCUGCUGAAUACUUACUGCGAGCGGUACGAGCCUCCAGCCUCUUCCCCAUCCUCAGUGUGGGGUUAUUAUUUCUAGGGGGUGUCUGCGUAGCUGCCAGCGAGUUCUACAAGUCACGCUAUAAUGUCAUUCUCACUGCGGGUAUACUCUUUGUCUCUGCAGGUCUCAGUAACAUCAUUGGCAUCAUUGUGUACAUAUCAGCCAACUCAGGUGACCCCAGCCAGAGCGACAACAAGAAGAGCUACUCCUAUGGCUGGUCCUUUUAUUUCGGAGCUCUGUCCUUUGUGCUGGCUGAGAUGGUGGGCGUCCUGGCAGUGCAUGUGUUCAUAGAAAAACACAGACAGCUGCGCACUAAUGGCCGGCCUUCGCUCAUGAAGCCGCCCAUCUCUCGAAGCUCAUCGUAUUACCGCAACCGUUACUAUCAGAACCGCAGCCGCCGGUACAGUUACAGGAGCAACCACAGCGCAGGGGACCCGCCCUCCUUCCGAGCAUCACUCAGCCGUGACCGGGAGCCGUCCAUCUCCGCUGAAUCUAAAGUCACCACCAUGGCAGGUUUGCCAAAACCAGUGUCAGUGGGCUCAGAGUUCAUGCUCUACGCUUUACCCUCGCCUCUCAAAAACAGUAAGAUAGACAUGGCUGUGGAUCAUUUAACAGCUGCAGCUGCUCACAACAACACAGAGAUGCUGCCUGGAAACUGCGCUUCCAACAGGAGGACCACACCUGUCUAAGAAGAGAGUCCCUGUAAGGCUGAACUUUAGUGGGAGGAGAAUAAGCUUUCUCAUGUUCUUGCUUG